AAUCGAUAAAUUAGUGCUCUCUGUUCUCAAAAUGUAUAUUGUGGAUUAAGAGAUCUCGAAACCGAAACGCCAUUAAGUCCCUCCCCCUUUCACUAGUUUAAGCUGGCCCGGGUGGGGACAGAAAGACGCAUCCGGGGCCAGAGAUUUCAGGGAAAGAAGGUGGGAUGACGUAAGGUCACGUGAUGACGGCGGCGUUGUCAACAAUCCACCCCUGAGGGGGAGGGGACGAAGUAUCUAGAACCACGUGUCCCUGUGAUGCGAUUAGAAGGAAUCAAGUGAGAGCGUCGCCUGAAUCUGAGGCUUGGUCAGGUCUAUGGAAAGAAUCCAGGUUUGAAAAUGGAGAUGUAUGAAACUCUCGGAAAAGUGGGAGAGGGAAGUUAUGGAACAGUCAUGAAAUGUAGACAUAAGGAUACUGGACAGAUAGUGGCCAUUAAGAUAUUUUAUGAGAAACCAGAAAAAUCUGUCAACAAAAUUGCAACGAGAGAAAUAAAGUUUUUAAAGCAAUUUCAUCAUGAAAACCUGGUCAAUCUGAUUGAAGUUUUUAGACAGAAAAAGAAAAUUCAUUUGGUGUUUGAAUUUAUUGACCACACAGUAUUAGAUGAGUUACAACAUUAUUGUCAUGGACUAGAGAGUAAACGACUUAGAAAAUACCUGUUCCAGAUCCUUCGAGCAAUUGAAUAUCUUCACAAUAAUAAUAUCAUUCAUCGAGAUAUAAAACCUGAGAAUAUUUUAGUAUCCCAGUCAGGAAUUACUAAACUCUGUGAUUUUGGUUUUGCACGAACUCUAGCAGCUCCUGGGGACAUUUAUACGGACUAUGUGGCCACACGCUGGUAUAGAGCUCCAGAAUUAGUAUUGAAAGAUACCUUUUAUGGAAAACCUGUAGAUAUCUGGGCUUUAGGUUGUAUGAUCAUUGAGAUGGCCACUGGAAAUCCCUAUCUUCCUAGCAGCUCUGAUUUGGAUUUACUUCAUAAAAUUGUUUCAAAAGUAGGCAAUUUGACACCUCAUUUACAGAAUAUCUUUUCCAAGAGUCCCAUUUUUGCUGGGGUGGUCCUUCCUCAAGUUGAACACCCCAAAGAUGCAAGAAAAAAAUACCCAAAGCUAAAUGGAUUGUUGGCAGAUAUAGUUCAUGCUUGUUUACAAAUUGAUCCUGCUGAGAGGACAUCAUCUACUGAUCUUUUGCAUCAUGAGUAUUUUACUAGAGAUGGAUUUAUAGAAAAAUUCAUACCAGAACUGAGAGCUAAAUUACUACAAGAAGCAAAAGUCAAUUCAUUCAUAAAGCCAAAAGAGAAUUCUAAAGAAAAUGAACUUAAAAAAAAUGAAAGAAAAACAACUUCUACCAAUACACUGCUAAGUACUCCAGUUUUGGGAAAGGAAAUGGAAAAAGAGAAAAAGCCCAAGGAGAUCAAAGUCAGCAUUAUUAAAGUCAAAGGAGGAAAAGGAGAUAUCUUAGAAUCAAAAAAGACAGAGUGUGAAGGUGGACAUUGUCAAAAGGAUGCAACUGGAAAUGCUCAUACUGUGUCUCAAGACACAACCCCUAUAAUCAAGGAACUACCAACCCCUGUCAAUCCCGGCACUAAGGCUAAUGGAAUGAAAGAUGAUCCACAUGCUGGAGGUAGUAUGAUGAUGCCACCUAUCAAUCUAACUAGCAGAAACUUGGUGGCUUCAAAUCCCAAUUCAGAUGUUUCCCACCGCAAUUCAAGGUUGACUGAAAGAGCGAAAAAGAGACGUACUUCUUCACAGUCUGUUGGACAGGUUGUGUCUAAUAGCAAGCAAGAGGACGCAGGUCCCACUCAAAGCCAAAUGGAGAAGAGUAUGUUUAAUGAGCAAACAGGUCAAAGUGACCAAAUGGCAAAUGGAAACAAAAGAAAGAUGAAUUUUUCCAGAUCUGACAGGAAGGAAUUUCAUUUUCCAGAACUGUGUUUCACACUACAGUCCAAGGAGAUGAAAGGAAUGGAAGUUAAACAGAUAAAAGUGCUGAAGAGGGAAUCAAAGAAAACAGAUUCAUCUAAAAUACCAACUUUACAUAAUACGGAUAAAAAUCAAGAAAAACAAGAGGGUGGAGAUGGCCAUUUUAAGGGGAAGAAUUGGAAGAGGAACAGAUUUUUUUUCUGGUAG
Molecule: messenger RNA, 2115 nt
Organism: Hyaena hyaena (striped hyena)
Lineage: Eukaryota; Metazoa; Chordata; Mammalia; Carnivora; Hyaenidae
Gene: CDKL3
Product: cyclin dependent kinase like 3
Exons: 13
Coding region: 337-2115 (592 amino acids)
Biological process (GO): dendrite extension; negative regulation of axon extension; positive regulation of dendrite morphogenesis
Cellular component (GO): nucleus
Molecular function (GO): cyclin-dependent protein serine/threonine kinase activity; ATP binding
Source: RefSeq, a predicted model, not a curated record